GGAAAUACAGAGAGGAAAUGACAACUAACUCAACUCUUUGAGACAAAGUUUCCCACUGUACAGUUUGAUCAGCUAUUAUUAUAAAUAUGAGCCCUGCAGGUUAUAGUUAAUCAAGAAUGUUUUGUCUUUUCUCUCUGGUUUCUCUGCUUCUGAUUCCUGUGAUCUGCAGCCGGGAAUGGGAGGUUAAAUACUCCAGUAUGACAAAAUGUGCUCUAAAGGGUUCAACAAUAACUUUAUUAGGCUCUUAUAAACACCCAAAUCAUCUCACAGUGACAGAGAUAUUCUGGACUGUAAACCCAUAUAAAGGCAAGAGUAUCAAUCUGAUGAAUCAUACAGAUUACAGAGACAGAGUUCAGUUCUUCCCGGGUAAAGAAGGAUUGUUCUUUCUCAAACUCAGUAAUGUGACACACACAGAUGAAGGAAUGUACUGCCUCAGAAUCGUGACAGGUGUUGAAGAUCAAAAUUAUCUGGGUUAUCCUGGGCCUGAGCUCAAAGUGACAGAUCUCAGAGUGGAGAUUCCUGCAGAGAUCAUUGAGGGAGCAUCACCUGUUUUAUUUUGUAAGACCACCUGUUACCUCUCAGAUAAAACAAACUUCACCUGGUAUAAAAAUGGCAAGCGUUUAUCAGACUCGAUCGUCUCGGAUCAGCUGUUGCUGUCGUCGGUCAGCAGAGAUGAUACGGGAAACUACAGCUGUGCACCGAGAAAUCAGAAACAUCUGUCGUCUCCUGCCGUCACUCUCAGCGUCAGAUAUCCUCCAAAGAGCGUCUCGGUGUCCAUCAGUCCGUCUGGUGUAAUAGUGGAGGGAGAUUCAGUGACUCUGAUCUGCAGCAGUGACUCAAACCCUCCUGCUCUCAUCUUCAGAUGGUUUAAGGAGAAUCAAAGCUCAUCUGUUGGAUCUGGACAGAGUUUCAUCAUCUCCAGCUUUAGCUCCAGUCACAGCGGACGCUACUCUUGUGAGGCUCAGAAUCAACAUGGAUCUCAGAGAUCAGUCUCUGUUUCAGUCGCUGUUGAAGAAAGCCGCUCAUCUCUGAUCGGGGUCUCGGGGGGGAUCUCUGCAGCUGUUGUCCUGAUGGCUGUGAUUCUGAUGGUCUUCAUCGGGCUCUUGAUCAGAAGGAAACGAGCGACUCCAUCAGAAGAGCAAAACCCCAGAGGAUCAGCACACAGUAAGACGCCGGGGGCUCCUGAGGACACCUACAUGACCCUUGACCCCAAGUCCAGAUCUUCUGAAUACGACACACUGGACAAUAUGAAGAGAUCCAGUGAAAACACAGACGACCCUAAAGCUCAGGAUCCUACAUAUUAUAACUCUGACAAAUGAUUAAUCCACAAUUUGGCAUUUUUUAAAAAAUAAUUAUUUUUCUCUGGCUUAGAAUUAAAUAUGUUUUUAUUUGCUUUUGUGCUUCUAAAACACAAUUUUUCCAAAUUUCUUGUAAUCUGUGUGAUUUUGCAAACUUGUAGAAGUUCAGAAUAAGCUGAUUUUACAGGUUAGAAAGUUACAGUAGAUAGUCAGAAAUUAAAAGAAAUAUUUUCAUAUUUUCAAAAUAUGAUUUGUCAUGAUGAGGUGGUGUUAAAUUGUUGUAAUUAUGGUGGCUCCAAACACCAAAGCCUUAUUUUAUUUUAUUUUAUUUACUUUUUGCGUUGCUUUGAUAAAUGCACAGUGUUUGCAUUUUUAACUGCGGACUGCUUGGAUUUUGGCAUCUUAAUUGUGACUUUACCUGCAUUUUAUCUUUAACUUGGCUUAGUUUAGUUUUUUACUUGACUUGGAGUUUUUAGAAUGUUAUUGUUUUAGACAAUAAAAUAUUUUAAUAUGUCGUUUGUUUUUUUU
Messenger RNA from Carassius gibelio (silver crucian carp), 1826 nucleotides. Its product is annotated as B-cell receptor CD22-like. Bases 117 to 1319 code for a protein of 400 amino acids. The record is from RefSeq and is a predicted model, not a curated record. The transcript is spliced from 9 exons. NCBI's taxonomy places the organism in Eukaryota, Metazoa, Chordata, Actinopteri, Cypriniformes, Cyprinidae.